AUGUCACUUGCAGCGCUUGUGGAUACAGACCAAUCAGAGUCUCCAGUAACCGUUGAGAGGCUUCGUAGCCUUGCUCGACGUAAUGGCUUCACCAUUCCACCUCAGCAUGAAGCCUCCUGGCUACUGGGACUACGCUCCUCCUACUUCAUUGCAACAUACGUCAGCUCACUACCAGUAUAUAUCGAUCCUAGUCUGGCGCCAGUACCAACGAAGGAUCAGAUUCGUGUCUACGGGCGACCAGAUCCGCAAUCAAAUGCUUUGAAUGCAUGGUGUCACACCACAAGCCUACAGGCGAGGGAACCCAUGAGCGACUUACUUAAGGAUAGGGGCGUGGUGGCGAAGGAUACCAUAGCAGUCGCAGGUGUGCCGCAGACAUUGGGUACUCUACCCCAGUUUAUCUCCCGCUCGAAGGAGUACCCUUGUUCCACUAUCGACGCUCCUGUUGUGCAACGACUUCUACUGGCAGGAGCAACACUUAAGGGAACCUCUACCUGCGAGAACUAUUCCCUUUCGCCAAUGUCCUACACUUCUGCUUUCGGCCCUGUUCACAAUCCGUGGCAGCAUGGCUACAACAGUGGUGGAAGUAGUAGUGGAUCCGCAGCACUUGUAGGACUCAGUAUGGCUCGACUGUCCGGACAAGAGGGUCUUGAACACUUAGGUCCCGCUGUAGAUCUUGCGCUUGGCGGUGAUCAGGCAGGCUCGAUCCGACUACCUGCUUCAUUUUGUGGCAUUUAUGGUCUAAAACCAAGCUUUGGUCUUAUACCGUACACUGGCAUCGCUGGUCUCUCUGCGAUGAUUGAUCACGUGGGACCUUUGGCAACGACCAUCGAAGACAUAGCACUCUUACUAAGUGUGACUGCAGGCUAUGACGGUAUCGAUCCUCGCAUGAGUCCAGAAAGCCCUUUAAGAGACAAUGUAGUCUCCUAUCAUGAUGAGUUGGUGAAGUUCACCCGCAACUUCUCCCUGGAACAGCACCGUGGUCUUCACAGACCCAUCCUUCGCGUUGGACUCAUUAGUGAGUCCUUCACAGUAUUCGGCAUGUCCCAAGAGGUUGCUUCCGUUGUCCACUGUUCAGCAACGAAGUACUUCUCCGCAGUGGGGGCACAAGUGUCCACGAUAUCGAUACCCCUACAUCUGGAUGGUCCAGCGAUAUGGACAGCUGCGGUACGAAAUCAGAUGGCAUCCUCAGCAUUCGGCGGCCGUGCCGGCGAGAUGUUGACACAUGACCUUCCACAUCUAGCUCCACGAUGGCCACUGGGUCAGGAAGUGUACGAUCACUUAUCCACGCACAACCCUGCAGUCAUACUGACAGCCCUUGGCGAAUCACUGCUCACAGACUGUGACAUGCUACCACUCUCCGCUCAGCGUACAGCCCACAGACAAGCGCUACAGCUUCGAGCCGUAUAUGACAAAGCAUUGGAGGAGGUUGACGUUCUGAUCACGCCCACUGGACUUACCGCAGCACCACCACUUCCAAAGCUGGACAAUGGUCAUGAAGCCUCGAGCUCGAUUGAGAAUCUGCUCAGACUUUCAGCAGGGUCAACCAACAACACUUCACCCUUCAACAUAACUGGGCAUCCAGCACUGAACGUGCCAUGUGGAUGGGCAACAACUCCGGACGGCUUGCACAAACUCCCUGUGGGCAUGCAAAUCAUAGGCAAGCGGUUCGGUGACUUCGAAGUUCUCAAAGCCGCGAAAAUUUCGAGUUGGGAGGAGGACAGCUGGGACCUCGGCCUGGAUGAAGGAGCUGCUACCAGAGCCUCGGCGAGGAAGCUUCAGACACCAGGCAUGGCUCUGCUUAAGAGAAAUGAGCAUGCGAUGUAUCUCUUCGAAGUCUCAAGCAGUCUAGCGCUAUUCACCCACCGUUGGAGCAACAUCAAGGCGCUGAAAGUUUUCUCCGUGGUUCAUUUACGAUGA
This is a messenger RNA of Cyphellophora attinorum, 1917 nucleotides long. RefSeq names its product Amidase. The transcript is spliced from 2 exons. The record is from RefSeq and is a predicted model, not a curated record. Bases 1 to 1917 code for a protein of 638 amino acids. Gene Ontology annotation, molecular function: catalytic activity. NCBI's taxonomy places the organism in Eukaryota, Fungi, Ascomycota, Eurotiomycetes, Chaetothyriales, Cyphellophoraceae.